AUGGAAACAUUGGAGGUUCAAGCGAAAGAUUUUUUGGUAAAGUGGGUGAACGCCCCUGAUAACAGCUCUAUAAAAUGGCAGGUGAAAUCCCUCAAAAAGUCCAUUAACUUCGCUAUCUAUCAAAAGAACGACUUAGUCCCUGUCCCCAUGGAAAACUUACCCGAGGAAACUAUCCUAAGAUCCGAGCUUCCUGGGUUUGAGUCCAACAUAUCCUUGAACUCACAAGUACCUGCUUGUAAUUUGAGAUCAACUUCAGUUGCGUCGGUGAAUACGAUAUCGCGUCUGAGCACAUUCAAGAGUAGAUCACGAUCUUCCACAUUCUCAAGCAGCUUGAGCAAUUCAGGGCUAAUUUUGGUCAAAGACUAUUACAAGUUGCUUCCUGAUGAAUUGGUAAGAGGUGUUUAUCAAGCCGACAAAGGGGGCACGUUCGCAUUUGUUUUCGAUAACACAUUCUCCAAAACAACGGGAAAGAAAGUUCUCUUUAGUGCAAAGAUAUCCAAUGGAGAAUCAGAGAAUUCCUCCAAAAUAAGCCCCAUACAAAACUAUCAACACAAUUCCCAAGCAGAUCAUUUAAAUGGCUCAGAGAAAACUACGGCCAAUAUAUUGUGGCCUAAGGAUGGGGAGUUGAUGCAAGGUGUGUUGUCAAAAAAGAGAAGAAAGAAGCUCCAAGGGUUUACAAAGAGAUUUUUCAUUCUUAAUUUCAAGUAUGGGACGUUGUCUUAUUUCAAAAAUAAUGACAAUAAAUUAAGAGGUCAGAUGCCCAUAACAGAUGCCAUUGUUAGUGCAGAUUCCAAGACAAAUCAAAUAUUUAUUGACUCAGGGAUGGAGGUCUGGAAUCUCAAAGCCUUAAGUACCAAGGAUCUCAAGGCUUGGGUGAAUGCUUUUAGUAUCAUAAAGAAAAAUGGAACACUUGUUCUUGAAUCUAUAGCAAGCCCUUUGUCAAACCAGAGAGAUUCAAUAUUGACCACACAAUUAAGAGAAGUUGAAAGUCAUGUCAAAACUCUCAUAACAAAUUAUUCUUCCAAACCCCCCGAUGCUGUCAAGGCAGACUUACAAGUCAUUGCGUCAAAUAUCUCCAAUCUUUUAAGCCAGCUGGUACCCUCGGACGUUACUUCGAUCAUCUCUGAUAAUGAAUUUUUCGAUGCUAACGAAAAUUUGAUCGAAAAUGAAAACGAUUAUGGGAUAGUUCUAAUGACUGAAAUGCCUCAAACAAAGCAAACUCGACCAGAGAAUGAAUUUAUUGAUGACAAUGAUAUUGUGUCCGAAAAAUCAUCAUCUGAAUCGGACGCCGAUUCAGAGGGACCACCUGCUCCCAAAAUCACUACAAAAAAAUCAACUACUGCUUCCGAAAUAUCGUCUGAAGUUAAUGACUUAUAUCCUUUGCCUCAUGACCCAGUUGAGAGAGACUGUGACAUACCAAUAUGUGACCACUAUCCGCCUAGUAUCCUUUCUUUUGUACGCAAAAGUGUUGGAAAAGAUCUUUCGUCUUUGUCCAUGCCUGUCGAUAUGAACGAACCGAUAACUGUUUUGCAGAAGUAUGCAGAAAUUCUCGAAUACUCGGAUUUGAUAGAUAAUGCCCUACAAGGAGAUUAUCCAGAAAACUCGGGAGAAUUGAUUUUACGAAUUGGCGCAUUCUCCAUCUCGUAUCUAGCCGCAAUGAGAAUGAAAGUACGCAGUUCUCGUAAGCCAUUCAAUCCGUUGUUGGGAGAAACAUAUGAAUUAGUCAGAGAGGACAAAGGAUUUAGGCUAGUUUGCGAGAAAGUAUUUCACAGACCACCUGUAUUUGCUAUGUUUGCUGAGUCCCCGAAUUGGACAUUGAGUUUCAGUCCUGCUCCUUCUCAAAAGUUUUGGGGCAAAACUUAUGAGUUUUAUACUUCAGGAAAUGUGAAGCUUACGAUUAGAAAGACUGGUGAGGUUUUCACUUGGUCUCAACCUACAUGUGUUUUGAAAAACAUGAUUGCUGGAGAAAAGUUUGUUGAGCCAUCCACAAGCAUCACCGUGAAGUCUAGUUCCGGGCAAAAAGCAGUGAUUAGCUUCGCAAAAGGAGGGAUGUUUAGUGGACGGUCAGAAGAUUUGAGUAUACAUGCAUAUGACCCCCUGAAAAAGCCUUUGCCGUAUACUGUUUCUGGAAAAUGGACAGAUUCAAUGACAUUGAAAACAAAUUCAACAGAGAAAGUCAUUUGGACUGCUGGUGAGCUUUUGCCCCAAAGUGAGAAAAAGUUUGGCUUUACUAAGUUUGCCGGAAGUUUGAACAAAAUCACUUCAAUUGAGGAGGGCAAUUUGCCAUCUACAGAUUCUCGAUACAGGCCUGACAUGAAGGUAUACGAAGAAGGAAGGGUAAAAGAUGCCGAGAGUUUGAAACAGAAGCUCGAGGAUGGUCAGCGUGAGAGAAGGAAAAUGAUUGAGAAUUCGGGAGUCACAUAUAAACCGUUUUUCUUUGAGCAAAUAGGUGGCGCCCCUGAAAAUCCUGAUACAGGUGAAUGGAUUUACAAAGCAGGCGAAUUGAGUUACUGGGAGAGAAGGAAGACGCACAAUUGGGAUGACUUGCCAAAAUUAUGGUAG
Molecule: messenger RNA, 2562 nt
Organism: Metschnikowia bicuspidata var. bicuspidata NRRL YB-4993
Lineage: Eukaryota; Fungi; Ascomycota; Pichiomycetes; Serinales; Metschnikowiaceae
Gene: OSH3
Product: oxysterol-binding protein related protein
Exons: 1
Coding region: 1-2562 (853 amino acids)
Biological process (GO): ER to Golgi ceramide transport; maintenance of cell polarity; endocytosis
Cellular component (GO): intracellular membrane-bounded organelle; plasma membrane; cytosol
Molecular function (GO): sterol binding
Source: RefSeq, a predicted model, not a curated record